GCCUCAUUCCGUAAUCAGAGGGCUCAGUCAAUCCCAACCUUAUACUUACUUUCCCAUAUAACCCAUUUUCGCCAUCCAGUGUCUCACAGGAAUACCUGAAAGUUUUUGAACUCAAAAAGAAACGGUUGUUAUGGGGUCUUCAGUGGUUUCGGAGCUGGAAGGGACUCUUUUGAAAGAUACGAAUCCGUUUUGUUAUUUCAUGUUGGUGGCGUUUGAGGCGUCUGGUUUGGUUCGUUUUGCCUUGUUGUUGGCGUUAUGGCCGGUGAUCCGGUUGUUUGAGGUGUUGGGGUAUGGGGAUGUUGGGCUUAAGUUGAUGAUAUUUGUUGCCACGGUGGGUGUGAGGGAGUCGGAGAUUGAGUCGGUGGCGAGAGCGGUGUUGCCUAAGUUUUAUAUGGGUGAUAUUGACAUGGGUACGUGGAGGGUGUUUAGCUCGUAUGAAAGGAGAGUUGUUGUGACUAGGAUGCCUAGGAUCAUGGUGGAGAUGUUUGUGAAGGAGCAUCUGCGGGCCGAUGAGGUGGUCGGAAGUGAGCUUGUCGUGAACCGGUUUGGAUACGCAAUCGGUUUGCUUGAAGGUGACAUGAAUUCAAUCUCUUGUCGAGUUGCUAAAUUGUUUGUGGAUGGAAGCCCUAGUUUAGGACUAGGAAGGCCGAGAUCGAAUUCUCAUUUCUUAUCUCUUUGCAAGGAAGAAUUGCACCCACCAUUCCACACGGAUCAAAAACACAGUGAUCACCAGAUCAUCCGCCCACUGCCGGUGAUCUUUCAUGACGGCCGCCUUGUGAAGCGUCCAACCCCCUCAACCGCUCUCUUAAUCCUACUAUGGAUGCCAUUGGGCAUUAUAAUCGCAGCAAUCCGCAUUUUUGUUGGUCUCAUGCUACCAAUGCGUGUCAUUCCUUACAUGUCGCAUUUAUUUGGUGGCAAAAUCAUUGUAAAGGGCAAACCACCACCGCCAGUCUCAAGUGGCAACAAUGGUGUCCUUUAUGUUUGCACUCACAGAACCCUGAUGGAUCCGGUGGUCUUAUCUACGGUGCUCCGACGUAAAAUCCCCGCCGUCACCUAUUCCAUCUCGCGACUCUCGGAGAUCCUAUCUCCAAUCCCAACCGUCAGAUUAACAAGGAUUCGUGAAGUUGACGCUGAAAGGAUCCAGAGAGAAUUAUCCAAAGGUGAUCUAGUUGUAUGUCCAGAGGGAACAACAUGUAGAGAGCCGUUUCUCUUGAGAUUCAGUGCCCUAUUUGCAGAACUCACCGAUCGAAUUGUUCCAGUAGCCAUGAACUACAGGGUAGGUUUCUUCCAUGCCACCACCGCUAGGGGCUGGAAAGGUUUGGACCCCAUCUUCUUCUUCAUGAACCCUAGACCAAUCUACGAGGUCACCUUCUUGAACCAAUUGCCGGCUGAAGCAACCUGCUCGUCCGGCAAAAGUCCCCAUGACGUGGCGAAUUAUGUUCAGAGGAUCUUGGCAGCCACAUUAGGAUUUGAAUGCACCAACUUCACUAGGAAGGACAAGUACAGGGUUUUGGCGGGGAAUGACGGAACGGUGUCGUAUAUAUCUAUAGUUGACCAGGUCAAGAAAGUGGUGAGCACAUUCAAGCCGUUUUUUCAUUAGUGAGGUGAUUUUAUGGGAAUAAUUGAAAGUCGGUUUUCUUAAAUUGGGUUGAUUAAUUCCUUGUUAAUAAAUUUAUUUUGGUCUUGGGUUUGUUUUUAUGACUUUUGCCGUUGUACAUGGCGAGCUUAUCUGUAUUCUUUCUUCUUUCAUUUUAAAUCAAAGGAAUAAUUAUUU
Molecule: messenger RNA, 1774 nt
Organism: Rubroshorea leprosula
Lineage: Eukaryota; Viridiplantae; Streptophyta; Magnoliopsida; Malvales; Dipterocarpaceae
Source: the annotation of a GenBank genome assembly